CUCUCACUCUUUCAGGACACUAAUGUGUAUGCAGAUGGAUAUGGGCUCAUCCUCAUCACCAUGGCAAUAGAGCUGGAAUAUGUGUUCGUCUGCUGACUGAAUCAUUUGCGUCGGGAAGACAGAAGCAGAAACAGAAGCUAAGCGUUAUCGUCCACGACCACUGCUGUCUUCUGGGCAUCCAGUCUUUCCAGGAUUUGGCGAGCCAGCCGGGCUCCAGCCAGCCUCGGGUCAAAUCUGUUAUAGCCACCAAGCUGAGGGUUGUGUGCACUGAGGCAAAGGAGGGGAUGGACCAAAAUGGAGAUGGUCCAUACAGCAGGCACUGGAGGCAGUGGCACUGAAGAUUCGGGCUUCAGCAGUCAGCAGAGACUGUGGGUAAAAACCCAGCCAACCAACACCUCCCUUUCUGUCACAUCCUCUUUUUCUCCCUCCCGCCCCAGCCUCCCUCCCACCCCCUAGUCUGUGGUUUUGCUCGUUUCUAUUUACCUCUCCACUAAUCCCCCGCGUGUCUCUCUCUCUCUCUCGCUCUCUCUCUCACGCUCUCGCUCCCUCUCCCUCUCCCUCCCUGCCUCUCCUCAGAGCCAGCAGGCUGCCACUCGACCCACACCGCUUGCUACAUGAUCUCUUGGAGAACAUCGUUCCGUGUCUUUGUUCGAUGUGUGCUGUUGUUUGAUGCUGGAGCUUUUUUUAAGCCUGUGAUCUAACAGAAAAGAAAAGAUGCCUUCGCGACGACUCUGACUCCUUCUCCUCCUUCCUCAUGUUCCCCCCUCCCUCUUCCUCGUCUCCUGCCCCCUGACCCUUCCCUACCUCCAUUCUCCUUUGCCCCUCUCCGAUCCCCCUUUCUUCCUUAACCCCCACCCCACCCCCCUGUUCCCCCGUUCCCCCCCUUUCACCUCUCAACCCCCUUAACAAUGUUCUCAUGUGUUCACUGGCUUCAGUCUUUCCUCGCCUUGCUGUCCUCUACCUUUUUUGCUUUGGGCCAAACCUGCCCAUCCAUCUGCCUGUGUCCAGACCAUCACACUGUGAACUGCACAGGUCAAGGGCUCACCCGUCUACCAGACUCCAUCCCUCUGGACGUGCGGAGGCUCCUCCUGUCGAACAACUGGAUAGCUUUCAUCCCCUCUGAUUUCUUGGUUCUCCACAGUGACCUGGUUUACCUGGACCUGAGGAAUAACUCCCUGACUAGACUGGAGCCCGGGACCUUCCUGGGCACGUCCUCCAGACUCGUCUACCUGGAUCUGGGAGGCAACAACCUGACCGAGAUCUCCUCCGGGACUUUUGGAGAAUCCCGCAGCUUGAUUAAGCUGCGACUGGGAAACAACCCCUAUUUGAGUAUGGUGGGCGAAGACGCCUUCUCUGGCCUCACCUCCUUAAGGGAGCUGGAGCUGGAGCGGAGUAACCUCUCAAAACUGGACGUCAAGGUGCUGAGCCAGCUGCCUUCCCUGCGAGUAAUACGCCUGGAGGGGAACCCCUGGCUGUGCGACUGUCAUUUUGCCAAACUAUUUCUCUGGCUGAUGGAAAAUCGUCAUAAGCUCAAAAAUGAGCUGGACGGCAUGGAGUGUAUCGUCAAAAACGAGGUUGAUCCGGUCCCUCUGAGCUGGCUUUCUGAGGACAGUUUCCGAGAAUGUCGGGGGAUGCUCACUCUUAAAGACUAUCUGAUAGUCAUUUUCUCCGGGAUCUGUAUAUCAGUGGCCGCCAUCAUCGCCAGCUUCUUUUUGGCCUCCACGAUCCACUGUUUCCAGCGGCUCAAAUCCAAAAGGACAGACGAGGAGGAGGGGGAGGACUGAGUGUAAAGCCUGCGAGGCCACAGCGGCAGGUUCAUGGAUGUGUACACAGAUGACUCAGAGAGGGGCGCUGGGUUGCGUCUUCACAAAAGACCCUUAUAUUACCCCACGGUGACAAAGGUGAGGCUCAAUAAGCCGCCACAGGUCGCGGGACUCCCAAACUCUAUGAAUGAGGCAGAAAUGAUGUACGACGUUGGAAGGAUUUUAUACUUGAAUACAAAUUACUGAACCAAGCCUUAAGACGUAAACUGUUCCAGUAACAACACUGCGUAACAUUACUGUGUUGUAGACCUCUUUAUUCAGGCUGUUAGUUAAAGUGGAAUUCCAGCAGUUUUAAUAUUUGAUUUCUGCAUAAUUACAUUGUUAUGAUGUAAACAAUGCCAUUCAGCGUGGUUUGAUGUGAAAGACACCGCUCCUAUAAACAGAGAUAUGAGAAUCAGAUAUGUAGAAAUACCAGAUAUACCAGUGCUAGAUAUAUUUUUUACAAUAGGUUUUAGAUAAAGAACAGUAAAGAGGUAUGAUCUAUUUAACGUAAGAUAUAGCUAAAUAUAUAAAAAAUAAAUAUAUAUGAGAUAUUUUUUUGGUUUUGUCAAGCAUAUAAAUCUACACAACUCGACUUGUGCAGGUUCAUUGGUAAAUGUAUCGCCAUUGCAGAAUCCUAUACUAUUAGUUAGACAAACCAGAUACUUGCAGAUGUAAAACAAUGCUUACACUUCAAUGUGGUUCAAAGUUCAAAGCAGCUAAACAAUAGUAGGGGUGUCACCAUUCCUGUUAGUCUGGAGGGGUAGGGGGAAUAGAUAGAUAGGGCUUGUUAGACCUUUAAAUGGAGAUUUUUCAUAGGCUAACUUCAAACCCAGGGGUAUGAGAAUCAAAAAGUACAAAAAGUAUCUCUUGUUAAAAUGACCAUUAGCACUACAUUACCAUAGUUUAAUGUGUAGUUUCAAUGUUUUAUGGUCAAAUUAUUCAUAAUAAGCAUAAAAAAGUUCGCUAUUAGUUUGUCUCAAUAGCUAGCUAGCUAGCUAACGUUCCCGUUCCACCUUAAAUGGUGCAACAGACUGCAGGGGCUGCAGCAUUUAAGGCAGAACAGAAAAAAAAAAAAAAAAAGCUAAUCAAAGCUAAUUUUAGCUCCCCCUCACAAAGGAAUUAAGGAAUGCACAAUAAUAAUAUUUUUUUGCACCAUCUCCCUCCUUUCUGACGACAUACAAUAAAGCCCUAAAGUUAACUAGUUAAUCAGCAGCAGCUAGGUUACUGAACUUUAACCCUCCGGAUGACGUAUUGGGUCCUUGAAGGGUUGUCCCAAUUCUUAGAGGGAGGAUUACACAUUUGAAAAGAAGAGGUAGGGGUAAGUAGUAGGGCAAAGGGGUAAAAUGAGAUUGGGCCUAAAUACUAAGAAUUUAAAUGGAACAGUGUUUUUGCACAUUGCUUAAAAAAAAAAAAAAAAACAGAAAAGUCAUGUGACUUUCCCGUAAAUAGUACAGACAAUACACUUCUUUCAGUUAUCUAUAAGAAAGACUUUAAUAAAAAAACUGAUCUUUUAAAAAUAAUUUGCUGCUUGCUUUGAUCUUUUUUAAAAGCCCCACUACUAAAUAAGAUUAAGAAUGACAGACAUGAGUAAGAUACCAAGUGAAACCAAAUGCAAUCUAAAGUCAAAAACAGAGAGAAAAUCAAAA
This is a messenger RNA of Astyanax mexicanus (Mexican tetra), 3451 nucleotides long. It is a transcript of the gene lrrc38a, whose product is annotated as leucine rich repeat containing 38a. The transcript has 2 exons. Gene Ontology annotation, molecular function: transmembrane transporter binding; voltage-gated potassium channel activity; potassium channel activator activity. The coding region runs from base 909 to 1784 and encodes 291 amino acids. The record is from RefSeq and is a predicted model, not a curated record. NCBI's taxonomy places the organism in Eukaryota, Metazoa, Chordata, Actinopteri, Characiformes, Acestrorhamphidae. Gene Ontology annotation, cellular component: voltage-gated potassium channel complex.